This is a messenger RNA of Endocarpon pusillum Z07020, 1542 nucleotides long. RefSeq lists its product as uncharacterized. Gene Ontology annotation, molecular function: protein serine/threonine phosphatase activity. The record is from RefSeq and is a predicted model, not a curated record. Gene Ontology annotation, biological process: peptidyl-serine dephosphorylation; double-strand break repair via homologous recombination. Bases 1 to 1542 code for a protein of 513 amino acids. The transcript is spliced from 3 exons. Gene Ontology annotation, cellular component: cytoplasm; nucleus. Lineage: Eukaryota; Fungi; Ascomycota; Eurotiomycetes; Verrucariales; Verrucariaceae.
AUGAGCGACCUAGACAAAGCAAUAGCCCAACUCCGCGCCUGCCGCCCGAUCCCCGAAUCCCAAGUGCGAGAGCUCUGCUACAAAGCGCGCGAGCUGCUGAUCGAAGAAGGCAAUGUCGUCUCCGUCGACGCGCCCGUCACCAUCUGCGGCGACAUCCACGGCCAGUUUCACGACCUGAUGGAGCUCUUCCGCGUGGGCGGUGACGUGCCGGACACGAAUUACCUGUUCAUGGGCGAUUUCGUCGACCGCGGCUUCUACUCGCUCGAAUCCUUCCUGUUGUUGCUUUGCCUGAAGGUGAGGUAUCCCGACCGGAUCACGCUGAUUCGCGGGAAUCAUGAGUCGAGGCAGAUAACGACGGUGUAUGGCUUCUACGAUGAGUGUAUACGGAAAUACGGGAGUGCGAAUGUGUGGCGGUAUUGCUGCGAGGUUUUCGACUACCUGGCUCUGGGGGCUCUAAUCCUCGGCGCAACCACCGAUCUCGCACCAACGUCUUCUGUCAGUCUGGAGGAAUCGACCCAGUCAACUCUGCCAGCCGACGACGAUGACAUCGAAAGCGAAGUCCUCGACUCCCAAGGCCACGUCCAAGCCAAAACCAUCCGCACCCCUCCACUCCGCGACCUCCCCUCAACCAGCACAAGCAAUGGCCACAUCUCCCCAGCUCCAGACCGCGACGCUCUCUCUCCCGCCGCCGAACGACCUCCAUCUUCGUCCCUUCCCAACGCCUCCUCCCCCACCCUCGGCAGCACCCCCCAAGCCAGCACGUCGCAACAAUCAUCCUCCUCAUCCUUCCCCAUCCACCCGCCGUCUUCCACCGGCUCCAUCCUCUGCGUGCACGGCGGCCUCUCCCCGCUGAUCGACACGGUGGACAAAAUCCGCCUCCUGGACCGCAAACAAGAAGUCCCCCACGAAGGCGCCAUGUGCGACCUCCUCUGGUCCGACCCGGACGACAUCGAAGGCUGGGGCCUCUCGCCGCGCGGGGCCGGCUUCCUCUUCGGCUCCGACAUCGUCACGCACUUCAACCGCAAGAACGACCUCAGCCUGAUCGCGCGCGCGCACCAGCUGGUCAUGGAGGGCUACAAGGAGAUGUUCGAGCGGCAGAUCGUGACGGUGUGGAGCGCGCCCAACUACUGCUAUCGCUGUGGCAACGUGGCCGCCAUCCUGGAGAUCGGCGAGGAUGGCGCGAAUGGCGGCGUGGUGGCCAGGAGCAAUGGCGACGUCGGGAGGAGGUACGGGCUGGGUGAGGAACAGGUCCCGCAUAGCAGUCUGCCGCCGCCCGGCAGGAGGUAUCGCGUCUUUGAGGCGGCGCCGCAGGACAGCAGGGGCAUGCCGGCGAAGAAACCGGUCGCGGAGUAUUUCUUGAACGAAAUUAGAAAGACAGCAAGCAAAAUCCUACAUAUGUGCCAUGUAUCAUUCCGCAUUCGCCAUGUAUCAAGCCAGGAACGCGAACGUGGGACCGCAGAUCCCCUGGCCCUCGAGACGUAUUCCGCCAUAAAUACCAACACCUCGAGCUCGAACCCUCCCCCGAGGAUUGUCCCGUCAUGA